Messenger RNA from Durusdinium trenchii, 1598 nucleotides. The record is from the annotation of a GenBank genome assembly. NCBI's taxonomy places the organism in Eukaryota, Dinophyceae, Suessiales, Symbiodiniaceae.
CGGGGGUGACAGCAGGUAGGCAGAACCGCUGACUGCAUUCGUGCUUCGGCCAUGGAGGAUCCAGAAUGUGUUGAGGCCCUCAACUCUGAUGCGCCCAUUUCGCGGUGGGAGUCUGCGAAUUUCCUUCCCGCCCUCCAGCGGGGCGCAGUGCGAACCUUUCUGAUCCUCUCGGUGCUGGGACUCCUGGCUCUCCUGUGCAGAUCUCCGGGCGCGGGCAGAACUGCGUUGCGCUGGGCGCCGGACGCGGCGAUCGCAGAGUGGUCGGGCCCCAUGAGCAAGGACGAGGUCUUGCCGAUGAAAAAGUGGGCGAAGGUCUUCAAGGUGCAAGACCACAUGGAUGACCCUUUGACCUUGAGGCGGUACUAUCAGUAUUCCCAUCAUCCAGAUUUCGUGAAGGAGAAGGCGAAAACCGAAGAGCUGAUGCAUUGGGCAGCGGAGCAUCGGUGCCCUCCGAUGUCUGUGGGAACAGAGCUGGUGGCCGACUCCGACAUGGAGGUUCAAAAGACGGUGCCGACCGCCAUGGACUGCCAGCGCUCUUGUACUCAGACGCCGGGCUGUGUGGCAUGGACCUGGGUCCAGGACGAGGGCGACGACUUCCAGAACUGCUACAGGCGAGAAAGCCUGCAACGUUUUUGGUCUCCAGAACCCAACCACAAGGAGGGAGUGGUCAGCGGCAUGCCCUGUUCUCGAGAGAAGCAUGAGGCCGAGCAGUGGCCGCAGAAGGAGAUGGAUUUCUUUCGUCUUCCAAAGCCGCCCAAGUAUCCUCCUCCGCGGCCCAUUGGUGGUACGCGGCUUCUAUGCAUCGCGGUAUGCCUCCCUUUCACCAAGGAGCAAGAUCUGUUGAUCAUGCAGUAUCACUAUGGUAUUGGCAUAUUUGCCUGUGACACCUUCGCCAUCUACAGUUCUGUCUCCAUGGAACUGGCCCCUGGCGUGCUCACACGCAGAGUCACCAGCACUUUGCUGGGUGAACUUGGUGGGUCCUUCCUCACAGUGCUGAACUUGGGUGCCUUCAUGCAGGUGUGGAAGCAGGUGCUCUGGGACGGCGAAUAUUUGCACCAUGACUGGAUCCUCAAGGUGGAUCCGGAUACCGUUUUCCUGGUAAACCGCCUCCGCCCCAUCCUGGCCAACUACAAUGAAGAGAUGGGACCGAGCGGCAUUUACCUGAACAACUGCAAGGACGGCAUGCACGGGCCAUUGGAGGUCUUCUCUCGCUCAGCCAUCAUGCAGCUGGCCAACACCUCGGAGUACUGCGCUGAGAAGUUGGAUGGGGGCAAGCCAUGCCAAAAGGACUGCGACAAAUUCUGGGACAUUACCUAUCGAGGGCAUUGCAAUGGGCCUUGCACGAAAUGGUGGGGCGAGGACAUUUGGUGCGACCAAUGCCUCUACCAGUUCACAGAGGCAAAACGUAUUUUUGAACCGACGCUACUUCAAGAAGAGCAUUGCGACCCCGAACCAGGCUGGAGGGACUGCCAGAAUCCCAAGAUCGUGGCUUACCAUCCCUUCAAGAAACCAGAGGACUACCGAGUUUGCCUCGAACGCGCCUCCGGGCUCAAAUUUGACACCUAGGAGAGGGGGAUGAAGAUGAUCCGUAAGGAAUC